This is a messenger RNA of Fusarium coffeatum, 3546 nucleotides long. RefSeq lists its product as uncharacterized. Gene Ontology annotation, biological process: L-lysine biosynthetic process. Gene Ontology annotation, molecular function: L-aminoadipate-semialdehyde dehydrogenase [NAD(P)+] activity. Bases 1 to 3546 code for a protein of 1181 amino acids. NCBI's taxonomy places the organism in Eukaryota, Fungi, Ascomycota, Sordariomycetes, Hypocreales, Nectriaceae. The transcript has 4 exons. The record is from RefSeq and is a predicted model, not a curated record.
AUGGCUAACAUUCCCGAUCCCACUGCCGAUUUGGACUGGACCUAUGAUGGCAGUAUCGUUGAACACUUUGCACGAAAUGCAGAAGCACAUCCAGAGAGGACUUGUGUAGUAGAAACCAAGACCUCAGACACCCCUGAGAGACGGUUCACAUACAAGCAGAUCUAUGAAGCUUCUAACCUGUUGGCGCAUCACUUGGCCGAGAAUGGGGUUGGGCUUGGUGAUGUCGUUAUGAUCUGGGCUCAUCGCUCUGUCGAUUUGGUUGUGGCUAUCAUGGGCACUCUUUCCUCGGGUGCUACCUUCUCAGUUCUUGACCCUCUAUACCCUCCUAGCAGACAACAGAUCUAUCUCGAGGUUGCUCAACCUUGUGCUUUGGUCAACAUCGCAAAGGCAUCUGAUGAAGCUGGACCUCUUGCUCCCCUCGUCAGGAGAUACAUUGACGAAGAGCUAAACCUCAAGACCGAAGUUCCUUCAUUAAGGAUCGGAGAUGAUGGUUUCUUGGCUGGAGGCGAGGUCAACGGGGUUGAUGUUUUUGCUCAAGUUCGGUCCAGAUCUGAAUCUCGUCCUGACGUCGUCAUUGGUCCUGACAAUAACCCUACACUCAGUUUUACCAGUGGCUCGGAAGGCAAACCCAAGGGUGUUUUGGGACGCCAUUACAGUCUCUGCAGAUACUUCCCUUGGAUGGCCAAGAGAUUCAACUUGUCAUCCGAAUCCAGGGUGACCAUGUUAUCAGGAAUUGCCCAUGAUCCAGUGCAGAGGGAUAUCUUCACUCCGUUGUUCUUAGGGGGUCAAUUGCUCGUACCUUCCAAGGAGGACAUUCAGCACGAAAAGCUUGCAGAAUGGAUGCGAGAGCACAAGCCUACCGUCACUCACUUGACACCAGCCAUGGGUCAAAUCCUGGUUGGAGGUGCAACUGCCGAGUUUCCAUCGCUCGAUAGGGCAUUCUUUGUUGGUGAUGUUCUGACCACCAGAGAUUGUCGACAACUUCGAAAGCUCGCCAAGAACGCCAACAUCGUCAACAUGUAUGGAACCACCGAGACGCAAAGAGCUGUCAGCUAUUUUGAGAUCCCAAGCCACUCCAAGGACCCCAAUGCUCUGGACUCUCUCGGUAACACCGUGCCCGCUGGUAAGGGUAUGCAGAAUGUGCAGCUUCUGGUCAUCGAUCGCCAGGACCGCAACAAGAUUUGCGGAGUUGGCGAAGUUGGUGAGAUUUACGUGAGAGCCGCUGGUCUUGCCGAGGGAUACAAAGAUGCGGAAACUUUGACCAAGGACAAGUUUCUGAGCUCGUGGUUUGUUGAGCCAAACAAGUGGGUUGAGGCCUACGCGCACCUGAGCAAGGACGACCCUCGACUCAAGGAUUAUGUUCCCCGUGAUCGUCUUUACCGCACAGGCGAUUUGGGACGUUACCUUGAGUCUGGUGACGUUGAGGCUACCGGCCGAGCUGAUGAUCAGGUCAAGAUUCGUGGUUUCCGAAUCGAGCUUAACGAAAUCGACAACAACCUCAGCCAGAACCCCUUGAUCCGAGACUGCAAGACCCUGGUGCGAAGAGACAAGAACGAGGAGCCAAUCCUCGUCAGCUACAUCGUCCCUGAGUUGAAUGAGUGGCCCAAGUUCCUCAAGGUCCAAGGGCUGGAAGACGUCGAGGAUGAGGGGACCGAUAUCGGACCUACCAAGGUUUACUUUAAGCGUUUCCGACGUAUGCAAACUGAGGUCCGUGACCACCUGAAGGGUCGAUUGCCUGCUUAUGCGGUUCCUACUACUUAUAUCACCCUGGAGAAGCUUCCUCUGAACCCCAACGGAAAGGUCGACAAGCCUAAUCUGCCCUUCCCUGAUAUUGCAGAGCAGACCGAGGAUGCCACCGACGAGGACCUGAAGCGUUGGGAGAGCCUCUCUCCUACAGAGCAAGCAGUUGCCACAAACUGGUCUGAACUUAUCCCUGGUCUUAAUGCAAAGACCAUUGCUCCUCAGAAUGACUUUUUCGACCUUGGUGGUCACAGUUUGCUUGCCCAGCAAAUGCUCUUGUCUGUGCGAAAGAUAAUUGGUGCAAAUGUCUCCAUCAACACUCUGUACGAGCAUCCCAGUCUUGCUGGUUUCAGUGCCCAGAUCGACAAGCAACUCAGGGGCGGCGCUACUGAGUCAGAGGAAGACAAGAACCCCGAGUAUGCCCGAUCCCUUGACGAAUUACUCAAGGGCCUUCCUUCGAAGUAUCAGUCCGCCGAUCCGUCUACCAUCCGUGCUAAGGCCAAGCCUGUUAUUUUCCUUACCGGCGCUACUGGCUUCUUGGGUGCCUACUUGAUCAAGGAUAUCCUCUCGCGUACCAGUCGUCAAAUUCAACUGAUCGCACAUGUUCGAAGUGUCAAGGACCCUAAGGGUGCCUUUUCUCGUCUCCGCCGCUCGCUCGAGGGUUAUGGUAUGUGGCGAGAUGAGUGGGAGCCUCGCCUGAGCUGCGUUGUUGGUGAUCUGGGUCAACCAAACCUUGGAAUAGAGUCAUCCGUGUGGAACAACUUGGCUCAAACUGUCGAUGUGGUUAUUCAUAACGGCGCUGCUGUCCACUGGGUUAAGCGUUAUUCGGAUAUGAAGACCGCCAACGUCAACUCUACUAUCGACGCCAUGAAGCUCUGCAACGAAGGAAGGCCCAAGACCUUUACCUUUGUCAGCUCAACCAGUGUGCUUGACACUGAGCACUAUAUCAACCUCUCUGACAAGCAGAUCAGCACCGGUCAGGGUGCUAUCUCUGAGGAGGAUGAUAUGAUGGGCAGUCGCACAGGUCUUGGAACGGGUUAUGGUCAGACCAAGUGGGUCUCGGAGCAGCUGGUUCGUGAGGCCGGAAGGAGGGGUCUUCGCGGUACAGUUGCACGACCUGGAUACAUUCUGGGUGAUAUUGAGACUGGUGUGUCGAACUCGGACGAUUUUCUCGUUCGAAUGCUCAAAAGUUCAAUUCAGCUUGGUGUCCGUCCUCGCAUCGUCAACACAGUUAACGCAGUGCCUGUUAACCACGUCGCCAACGUUGUCGUGGCUUGCGCACUUAACCCUCUACCAGGCGGUGUUCAUGUUGCCCAUAUCACUGGUCACCCUCGCCUGAGAAUGAAUGAGUACCUGUCCAGCCUUGAGUACUAUGGUUACAAAGCCCCCGAGGUCAGUUACAGCCAGUGGGUGGAUGAGCUAGAGAGCUAUGUUACAGCCGGUGGACAAGAGAAGGAUCAGGAGCAGCUCGCUCUCAUGCCUUUGUACCACUUCGUUGUCAAUGAUCUCCCCGCCAACACCAGAGCGCCUGAACUUGACGACUCAAACACCGUCAAGAUUCUUAAGGAAGAUGCUGAGCACUGGACCGGUAUCGAUGAGAGCGCUGGAUACGGUAUUUCGCGAACGGAUGUCGGGCGAUUCCUCCAUUUCCUGGCCGAGACAGGAUUCAUCUCUUGGCCUACAGGAAGAGGUCGACCACUGCCUGAGGUCAACCUGACAGCCGCUCAGCUCGAGGCUGUUGGUGCUGUUGGUGGCCGUGGUGGUAGCGGUGCUCCUGCAGCUGCACCUGGAGCUCCCAAGGUCUAA